Molecule: messenger RNA, 1944 nt
Organism: Lampris incognitus (smalleye Pacific opah)
Lineage: Eukaryota; Metazoa; Chordata; Actinopteri; Lampriformes; Lampridae
Product: transcription termination factor 2, mitochondrial-like
Exons: 2
Coding region: 444-1586 (380 amino acids)
Biological process (GO): regulation of DNA-templated transcription; termination of mitochondrial transcription
Cellular component (GO): mitochondrial matrix
Molecular function (GO): double-stranded DNA binding
Source: RefSeq, a predicted model, not a curated record
UAUGUGUCGCAUCGAUCCGUGGCAUCUCGGACGUUUGGAAAUCCAUCCAAAUUUUUUAUUAUCUUUUUUUUUAAAAAUAUUUUCAGAUCACGAUUUUACGAAUUAGCGUAAUGACGGCAUAGGUGUGUUUUUUCCUGAUCACGGUAUGCUACUAUGUUUGAAAACCCGUGUUGAUAAUCUUAAGGGUUGUGGUGGAAUACAUCUUACAAUUUCCAUAUUGUAUUUUUUUUCCCUUACGUGGAAUGGAAACGCAAUCAGGGUUCACCUUAAGUGAACGCAUGCGUGUUGUUGCCGCGACGCCACCGAUAUGCGGGAUCGUUUACGUACCUAUUCUUUUGGGGAUACGAAAUUCGGCGCAACAGGGCGAUUGAAGAUUGCCGUGUUUGAGGUCCCGCUGGUUGGACACUGGUCUGCUGCACUCUGGUCCAUUGCUGUCGUCAACAAUGUUUCGUGCCACCACAGCGUCCCUGUGCACCUACUGUCAAAGAAUGAGGGCCAUCAUCCCCCCCAUGGCUCUGUCGUUCUCUACAUGCACAGCUCCAGAUAAACAAACUGAGAACCAGCACACAGUGGACUCUCUUUAUGAGCUGUCAGUGGACAUCCGAAAGGUGCGCAAACUCAAGGGCUGGGUGCUGUCAGAGAGAACUGCCUAUGUGGCAGAAACAGCUGACCUGUUAAAGGACCUGGGCGCAGACACCGCAUCCAUUACUCGUGUCCUGGAGUCUCACCCCGAGGCUGUCCUGUGUCGACCGGAGGACAUAGCCACCCAUCGGGACCUGUGGGUGUCUGUGUGCCCUGACAAGCGUGAGCUGAUGAGGAUCAUUGAGAAGUUCCCCGCUUCUUUCUUCACGCUCACCCACCACUCCAACCAGCGGGCCAACAUCCUGUACUUCCAGAGCCUGUGCCUCAACAAGCGGCUUAUCGGCAAGCUGAUGGCCAGCGCUCCGCAGAGCUUCUGCCGACCCGUGGAGCGCAACCAGGAGGUCAUCCACACGCUGAGGGAGACCUACUUGGACCUGGGCGGAGAUGAGGGCAACCUGCGCAUCUGGCUCCAAAAGCUCUUCAGCCAGAACCCUUAUGUCCUGAUGCGACCUGCCGAGGCCUGGAGGGACAGCCUGGGCUUCCUGAGGGAACAGGGCUUCUCGACAAAGGAGCUCUUAAAUCUCGUCUCCAGCCUCAGAGCCUCUAUUGCAGAGCUGCAGCCAGAGGCCAUGCGCCAGGCACUGGACUACAUUGAGGGGGCUCUCAUAUGCUCUAAGGAGGAAGUCAAGGAGAUAGCAAUCUGUUGUCCCGCGGUACUGUAUUACUCUCUGCCCACCCUGGCGGGACGGUUCCAGGGGCUGAUGGACAUUGGGGUGAGCAUGGAGCAGGUGAAGGAAUGCCCCACCGUCUUGGAGCUCACCACGGCCAUUGUGCUGUACCGCGUCCAGAAGCUGGCGUCCUACGGGUACGAUGUGCGCUGUGGCAGCCUGGACGUAAUCACGGGAACCAAGAAGGACUUUGAGUUAAGCUACGGGAAGCUGAAUCUGAGGCAGUUGCGGCCGCUCUUCAACCCUGUCGCUCCUCUCAGGUCUUCCGAGGAGUGAACAUCAGCAACUUGACUGAUGUUAAUAUGCAAUAGUAGGGAAGCUUGUGGGGAAAAUAGAAGCGUCAGGAGAUUUAUUGUGUGGCUGUUGAUCGGAUUGGGUAGACAACCCAGGACUUUGUGUCAAAACUGAAGUUUGGAGACAAAUUGGAAAUUGCUGCCAAAGUUCCACCAUUUGUUUACAUACGUGGGAAUUUUCAGGAUUGUUUGACUGUUAACAUGAGCUAUUUUGCAGGGAAAACUAAGGGCUUCCAAAAAGACAAAUGUAUAUGGAAAUCAUUGCCAUUCCUGUACAUUGUCCACAACCUACUGUAACUAAAGACUGAUAUACAAGGAUUAAAUGUGUGGGAAAAAUAAAU